Molecule: messenger RNA, 1008 nt
Organism: Penicillium daleae
Lineage: Eukaryota; Fungi; Ascomycota; Eurotiomycetes; Eurotiales; Aspergillaceae
Exons: 1
Coding region: 1-1008 (335 amino acids)
Biological process (GO): transmembrane transport
Molecular function (GO): transmembrane transporter activity
Source: RefSeq, a predicted model, not a curated record
AUGUCUUUCUCUAGCCAAUGGAGAAAGAUCGACAUCAUUGGGGUUUUCCUCUUUACCGCCAGCACAGCAUCCUUUCUAAUCCCAUUAUCCUGGGGAGGUAUUCUAUACCCAUGGGAUUCAUGGCAUACAUUGACCCCUUUGAUAACUGGAACCGUUGGUUUAUGCGCAUUUGGAGUGUACGAGUACCGCAUUGCUACGCACCCAAUCAUUCCACCAGCGAUCUUUAACAACCGAACUGCUUUGAUCUCAUUCGCUGGAUAUAUGGCUAUUGGAUUGAUAAUAUGGUGUUGCCUUUACUUUCUCCCGCUCUACUACGAGGCCGUGAAGGGGUUUGGUCCUAUCAUGUCUGGAGUUGCUCUGUUCCCCGAAACUUUCACAGUCGCCCCAGCUGCAGUCGUUAUGGGACUUCUCAUCAGCCAUACAGGCCAGUACUACUGGAUUAUAUGCUUUGGAUGGUUUCUGUCCACUAUUAGCACGGGUCUCUUGUGUUUGCUGGGAGCUCAUACUAAGACAAUUGUGUGGAUAUUCUUGAACCUGGUACCCGGACUUAGCCUCGGAAUGAUCCUUCCUGCAGUCGCACUCGCGGUCCAGGCCUCAGCAACAUCGGAAAAUCUCGCAAUUUCGGUGGCCAUGUCAACUUUCUUCCGAGGCUUUGGACAGUCAAUUGGAGUGGCGAUUGGUGCAGUGAUCUUCCAAAACCAAAUGAAGAGCAACCUCCUCGCAUAUCCCCCCUUAGACACUUUGGCCGAAAAGUACAGUCGUGAUGCAGCUAGUGUAGUACAGAUAAUCCAGCGAAUGGAGGAUGGGCAAGUGAGAAGAGAUCUUCAGCAAGCAUAUGCCGACAGUCUCAAAAUAGUGUGGUCGUUUUAUUGCGGUGUCUCAGGGCUGAUAUUUUUGAUGAGCAUCUUCACCGAAUCAUACGACUUGAAUCGGGUGUUGAUGACCAAACGAGACUUUGGUGAAGAGAAUGCGCUGAGAGAAGAGAGGAUCAUUGCGGAAAAUUUCUAG